AUGUUCGUUGCCUCCGGCCCCCGCCUCGCCGCAGCCGUCACGAACGCGGGCGGCCUCGGCGUCAUUGGCGGUCUGUCCAUGACGCCCAAGCAGCUGCGCAUGAACAUCACCGAGCUCAAGAGCUACCUGAACGACAAGAAUGCCAAGUUUGGCGUCGACCUGGCGCUGCCCAAGAUUGGCGGCGGCGCGCGCAAGACGAACCACGACUACACGCACGGGCACCUCGACGAGCUCAUCGACAUCAUCAUCGAGGAGAAGACGGCGCUCUUUGUGUGCGCCAUCGGCGUGUGUCCUCCUGCAGUGGUCGAGAAGCUGCACAAGGGCGGUGUCGUUGUCGCCAACAUGAUCGGACACCCCAAGCACGUCGCCAAGGUCUGCGACGCUGGCGUCGACAUGGUCAUCGCCCAGGGAGGCGAGGGUGGCGGCCACACCGGCGACGUGCCGUUCUCCAUCCUCCUCCCCGCUGUUGUUGAUGCCGCCAAGGGGCGCAAGUCGCCCAGCGGCAAGGACAUCAUCGUUCUCGGAGCCGGUGGCGUCACGGAUGGUCGCUCGCUGGCGGCCGCGCUCUCAUAUGGCGCCGCUGGCGUCUGGGUUGGCACGCGCUUCGUUGCGUCCGUCGAGGCUGCCGCCCCAAAGGCUCACAAGAACCAGAUUCUCAGCACGCAGUGGGGCGAGACGACCCGCACCGUCAUCUACUCUGGCCGUCCGCUGCGAUGCAAGAAGACGCCCUACGUCGCCGAGUGGAACGACACGCGCCAGAAGGAGAUUGAGGAGCUUACGUCUCGCGGCAUCGUCCCGCACAUGCACGAGCUGGAGAAGCACCCCGAGCGCUCGAUCGAGGGCAAGAUUUGGAUCAUGGGAGAGAACGCCCCGCGCAUCACCGAGGUUCUGACGGCAAAGGAGAUUGUCGACGAGCUCGUCGAGGGCGCCGUCAAGUCUAUCCAAACGUGUGCCGCCGACCUCCGUGGAAAGGCCAAGCUUUGA
Molecule: messenger RNA, 984 nt
Organism: Trichosporon asahii var. asahii CBS 2479
Lineage: Eukaryota; Fungi; Basidiomycota; Tremellomycetes; Trichosporonales; Trichosporonaceae
Exons: 1
Coding region: 1-984 (327 amino acids)
Molecular function (GO): nitronate monooxygenase activity
Source: RefSeq, a predicted model, not a curated record